Ornithodoros turicata is the source of this 1980-nucleotide messenger RNA. RefSeq lists its product as uncharacterized. Gene Ontology annotation, molecular function: protein binding. NCBI's taxonomy places the organism in Eukaryota, Metazoa, Arthropoda, Arachnida, Ixodida, Argasidae. The record is from RefSeq and is a predicted model, not a curated record. The transcript is spliced from 7 exons. Gene Ontology annotation, cellular component: plasma membrane. The coding region runs from base 229 to 1617 and encodes 462 amino acids.
CUAGGUGAAGCCGACUUGGGGAAUGGUGACGCCUACCAAAACAAUGCCUCUUUUUUUUGUUGUAGCAGUUGUAUAGCGAAAUUGCCGUGAUAAAUGUAAAGAAGCAAUUACCUAAUACGAGCGAUCGAAGUGACGAGUGGAGUUUUCAGUUGCAAAUAGCCGCAACCUUAGCAUUACAACGAAUCGGGAAGGUCUGCGGAAAGUGCUGUUCCUAAUGCGUUUGGAUAGAUGGGGAGUUCAUGUGCUUUUCAAAACCUUCUCUGGAUUUUCCUGUUUUACUGCUUAGUAGGUGACUCAGUGGAAGACGAAGAUAAGCAAGUUCUAGUCACGGUGCCGUCUGGUAAGGUGACUCGGCGAGUAGCUGAUGACCUGAACCUAACAUGCAAAGUAUUUUCCGAUGCAAAAUAUUACAUAUCAUGGAGGAUACCUCAAAACAGACAGCUACAAGCCGAUCGCAUCAAAUUGGAAGAUGGCUUCAAUACACAGUCAGUGACUGUUUACCAACUGCAAGAUUACGAUGCUGGCGUGUACAGUUGCAUUGCCCGACAUCGUGACAGAGUCCUUACAAAAGAGAUCUUUGUAUCAGUUGUGCAGUCCGAGCCGAAGCCGUGCUCUGACCAUUCCUUUCCUUGCGAAAAUGGACAUUGCAUUCCAAGGCGAUUUGCCUGCGAUGGUCGCAUGGAUUGCAAUGAUGGAUCGGAUGAAUCGAAGAUUGUUUGUGGGUCAGACCCGUGCAAAGACAAGGUAUUGUGUGAAGAUGGCCGUUGCCUACCACGAUCCUUUUGUUGUGACCCAGCAACCGAUAUCAGCUGUCAACUGAGUUUCCUGCUGCCAUGUUGCAAGCAGUACUUGGCCAGUAUAGCGACUGAAGCACUAUUUCCAUCCAAAGCAGCUGGCACCCUUCCGCCACAUCGGCGAUACAGUGGAAAUGUGGAGUACCUGCCAUCAUCCGUAUACACCGUUGUCAGCUGCGCAGUGGUCUUCAUCUUUGUGGCGACGGUCAUGGUUGCUGCAAUCUGUCGCAUUCACAUGCGCCGCUCCGCGAUGGCCAUGUUUCCAACUCACGUAACGCCAGCGUCUUCUACAGAGAGGCACCGUUUCCUGCCCUGGUGCAGCCAUCAUCAGCCACGGUUCUCAGCCCGUCCAUCUAGCCUAAACACCCACCCGUGCUCUCACCUGCCCUUUGGGGGCAACCUACGCACUGUCACCUGUCCACAUGGCAGCUACGUUGUAGCUGCCUAUAGCAGCUCGCAAGGCAAAGUUCACUUUUUUCAGCAUCUUCCAAAGCCACCGGACUAUUCCCCCGCAGCGGAUGACCCUCCACCUCCGUACUCGAGUACCGACAACUUAUGCGUUGCUGUUGCUAAUGAAAGUGCAGUUGGUAAUGACGAGGGGAGAAAGACUUUUACCCAAAGUGUACAAAUCCCACCAAGCUUGCACCACUUGUGUUCCGCUACCAUAAACGCCCUAGCGGAUGACGAUAACGCUUGCGUAGCGGUUGCAUCUGCUAGCGGUGAGUCAUCUCCGUUGCUUUCGGUGACAGAGCAAAGCAGCACAUCCUCCGGUGCGCCAGGGCAUGGGGAAUUGUCUGAGACAGCAGUGAAACAUGUGGCCUAAAAUAGUACAGUGCUUUGGAAAAAAAAAGACUCGUACGAAAGGCUUUACUUCUUUGUACAGAAGCUAUUCUCUUCUUUUUGGCAUCCUACGAUGUAGUAGUAUUUUUUUACCCGUUUGAAUGGCAACCUGUAGGACUGUUACAAACAUGUACUCUGCGGGUAAAUCACUUUUAAUAAGUUCCUGGGUACUGCACAUAGUUGUUACCAUUUGACCGUCUGUUGUAUGGUGUGCCAGUGUUGUCAUUCGCGGAGGAAGUCACGAUAAGAAGUUUCAUACGGGACAGUGCAUAUCAACCUCCUAGGUUGUGGCUUUACAGGUGUAGUCACUCGCACUCAGUGAAUGCAUAGGACUUUGGCAUAUCUC